AUGACUCCCGACGAGCAAGAGGCGGUGUUCUCCGUAGCCCAAAUCGUGUUCUUCAACACCGUCAAUCUGAUAGUAACUGUCACUGGGUAUGGAGCAUUUGUUUUGGGAACGAUUAUUGCCGUUGUAUCUCUCAGGAGAAGAACCUGGGGACGUUCACAGACCAUCCUACUUGUUUGUCUGCUCGUAAUGUUCACUUGCUUCACUUGGGACGUCUUCUACUCUGGAGGAUUCAACGUGACCGAUAUCCGGUAUACGUUUGUGAAAACCUCACCAGAGGGCCUGGUGGCUCAAAUAGAAGCGGCCGAUCGGAAGACCUUGGUAUGGCAAUAUAUGCCGUCGUGGGCUGCAACGGUGAACCUUCUCUUGAGCGAUUGCAUCGUUGUUUGGAGAGCGUGGAUAUUAUUCCAAGACGAAAAAUUCUGGAAGAUCUCUCUAGCGGUUCUCAUGAUAGCCAACAUAGGCGUCAAUGUCGCUGAUUGUAUCUGGGGUAACAUCGAACUCAGUGUCGAGAUCGCAAGCUCCACUACUCUUGACUGGCUCUCGAGCAUAAUAUCCUUGACUGUUAAUAUUUUUGCGACCUUUCUCAUAGCAUUCAAAGCCUGGUAAGAAUCAUCAUCGCUUCAUGGCAGCGGUGUCUAUUCGUAAAAGAACACGCUCCGAGAGCAUACUCCUGCUCUUGAUUGAGUCCGGAGCCAUAUAUUGUGGAAUACAAUCAGUGUAUGCUGUAUUCAUAUUAUUGGAUGUGUAUACUGUUGUGGACAUUGGCUUCUCGCAAGCCAUGAACGUUAUCACUGCCAUGUCCAUCGUUGCGGCGGCAUGUUAUCCCAUUGCGGUAAUCAUUCUCGUUCAUAACGAGAACUCACUUAUAACAGAGAUUGAAACGUUCCAAGAAAGUUCCUGUGCUAAAACAGUAGACGAAAGUCACAGCAU
This is a messenger RNA of Lentinula edodes (shiitake mushroom), 930 nucleotides long. RefSeq lists its product as uncharacterized. The record is from RefSeq and is a predicted model, not a curated record. The coding region runs from base 1 to 606 and encodes 201 amino acids. NCBI's taxonomy places the organism in Eukaryota, Fungi, Basidiomycota, Agaricomycetes, Agaricales, Omphalotaceae. The transcript is spliced from 7 exons.